AUGCUUCCAAUAGAAAAAGAAAAUUCAAGAGUUGCUACAACUAAACCAUUAGAUGAACUUUUUACUAAUGUCGGUCAAAAGUUUGAGACAGAGACCGUAAAGCAUGAAGGCUAUCGUUUUGACUACCCAUUAAGAUGGCUAAGAGACCCAUCUGUCACAAAAGCUAUUGGCUUUCGUAGAAUGAAGUUCAUUUCAGAAGCCAUACAUGGUUUCCCAUUUACGGUCGGUUUUGAAGUUCGAUACUAUAACAAAGAAAAACGUAUGUAUGAGAAAUUUGAACAGGGAAAACUUUUACAAGUUAGUUUGCUUGUAAACUUAGAAACAACUCUUCAAGCUUUUCAAGAAAAAAUAAACGAUAUCUAUAUCGAAUAUGCAAACCAGUAUAACAUUGACGAAGGAGAGUACCAUCUCGAUAUUAUUUAUGACAGGAAAAAUGCAACUGUUAAAAUCAAUAGAAUAGAAGACCUUGGAGAAAAC
Molecule: messenger RNA, 477 nt
Organism: Trichomonas vaginalis G3
Lineage: Eukaryota; Parabasalia; Trichomonadida; Trichomonadidae
Exons: 1
Source: RefSeq, a predicted model, not a curated record